CACUCACGGGGACAUGUUUCAGUUUGUCGGCAGUAGCCUACUAAGUGGAGCGAAUGGUAGGAAUUCAAAUUAUGGGAGUGGCACAUCCUGUGAUAUGGCUCAACCAUAAAUGGUAGAGUUGCAUAUAGUGUGACGACGUUAUCGUGCAUCCUUGAACAAAUUUAGGAGAUCCGCACUUAUCAGCGUGGAAACUUCCAAAACUAUUCGCUCAGCUUUGCCACGGUUCCUUCUAGCUACAAAGUAGCCUCCUCGAAGUGUGUUCAUUUUAAUAACAAAUGUCAUAUCUGACAGGCUGUAACAAUUUUUAUUUUAUAAGUCGGUUUCGGCCAGUUUGGAAGUAGGCUAUGCCUCUACGAGUUGUCGUGCAAGGUCCUGGACCUUGGGGAUUCCGUCUAGUUGGUGGGAAAGAUUUUGAACAACCCUUGACUAUCUCGCGGGUCACUCAUGGCAGUAGGGCUGCACAGGCCAAUCUGUGUAUCGGGGAUCAGAUCCUGGCCGUAGAUGGAGAGCCCACCGAGAACAUGACUCACCUGCAGGCACAGAACAAGAUCAAGGGCUGCUUAGAGGAAAUGGUCCUUUCUAUUGACAGAUCCGAAUCUAAAAUGUGGUCACCGCUCUCUUCUGAGGAAGGAAAGACCAACUCUUACAAGAUUAAUCUUGCAUCUGAGCCGCAGGAGGUGAAACGCAUAGGUUCCGCCCACAACAGGAGCGCCCUGCCAUUCGCUGGGUUCGGCCCCAAGGUGGUAACCAAUCAGUACAACAACCCUGCCGGUCUGUACUCCUCAGAGAAUAUCAAGGACUUCAACGUGACUGUGGAUGGCGUGAAAACCAUCGGCACUGCUGCUAAUGAGCCCAGCACCGUCCCAGAUCCGUCCGGAAUUCUGCCACCAAUAGUGGCAGACUCUGAGGUCUACAAAAUGCUGCAGGAAAACCAAGAGGCUGAUGAGCCUCCUCGACAGUCAGCUUCAUUCAAAGUGCUGCAGGAUAUUCUGGAGUUAGAUCCUGAUAAGACCUCUGGUUUUAAGAGUGUGAAAGCGCCUGCCACAAAAAUUGGUUCAACAGUGAGACAUGCAGACAAGUUACCAAUCUGUGACAAAUGUGGAUCAGGGAUUGUGGGGGUGGUAGUCAAGUUACGGGACAAGUUCCGUCACCCCGAGUGCUACACCUGCUCAGAUUGCGACCUCAACCUGAAACAGAAGGGACAUUUUUUCGUGGAGGACCAGAUCUACUGUGAGAAACACGCACGUGAGCGAGUGACUCCACCCGAAGGCUAUGAUGUGGUCACUGUCUUUCCCAAGUAGAGCUGCUCAUUGAACACUGCCUCAAACUGCACAUUACCUAUUAGUGUCUCCAAGAUGCCAUUCAUUUAUUUAUAAAGCCCCAAAAAAAAGCUA
Molecule: messenger RNA, 1394 nt
Organism: Oncorhynchus mykiss (rainbow trout)
Lineage: Eukaryota; Metazoa; Chordata; Actinopteri; Salmoniformes; Salmonidae
Source: RefSeq, a predicted model, not a curated record